UUCAUAAGUAAUUUAUUACAAUGGCAAAAUUCUUUCAAAUCGUCCUGGUAGUUGGUCUAAUUGCGGCAGGUGCAGCAGAGCCACCUCGUCGGUUCAACCAACGCUUUCAAAAUCGCAAUCGUUUCUUCGCCCGGCAGGAAGUUGCACCCAGUGACGAUCGAAGUGUAGGAGUAACACCAUAUCCUUCGGCAGCGGAAGAAAAACCCGACAUUCCAUUCGAUCUUCCCAAUCAAGAGGCAGCUCCAUUCCCUGAACCAACAUACGCUACUCCCGAUCAGACUUAUGGACCACCUGACCAAACCUAUGGUCCCCCACAACCCGAAGAAGCAUUUCCACAACAAGAAGAUUACGAUGAAGAGGCAGCUGAUGAUGAUGAACCCGAAGCUGAGAGGCUAGUUUUCGUUUCAAGACGCCCAGGCCAACGUCAAUCAUCUCGUUUAGUACAACUAAAAGGUCAAAGAAGCAGACCACAAGCAGCAGCAGCAGCACAACUCAGACGACCAGCCGCAUUCUCGAAGUCAGCUAAAUUAAGGCAGCCAGCUAGGCUUCAAGUACAGAGGCAGAAUUUAAUAGCACAACCAAUUCUCUUGCAAGAUGGCACUCUCCUUUACUCUAUUCCCGUUUAGAGACAUUGGUAGAGAUAUUUUUGUUUUCCACAUAAAAUACAUUUGAUGAAUUGUGUUACCAUUUUUAUAAACGAAAAAUAAAG
This is a messenger RNA of Eupeodes corollae, 709 nucleotides long. RefSeq lists its product as uncharacterized. The coding region runs from base 21 to 626 and encodes 201 amino acids. The record is from RefSeq and is a predicted model, not a curated record. Lineage: Eukaryota; Metazoa; Arthropoda; Insecta; Diptera; Syrphidae. The transcript has a single exon.